AUGGCACAACAGCAACAUCAAACCGCGAGGCCGACGCCCAUGUUGCCCUCCUUCUCAUCGUUCGACGAUGCAUGGCUCGGGGCCUCGCAGCACACCCAUAGCGCCCAGCAGCAGCGACGGAACCUUCCACCGACGAUGCUCGCCCCCCUCCUCACAAUCUCGCCCUCUGGCCACCUGCCAUCUUCGUCAUCUUCAUCUUUCGCAUUUCCUACGUUGUCAUCUUCAUCAUCCCCGCAAGCCCCGAUCGAUGGCGGCCUGCUUUCCAUUCUCAACAAGCGCAGUUCCGAGCCAUCUCAUCGACACGAGGAGAGCCGCGUGAUGGGUCGCACGGAGGAGGAGCCCACCACGUCAUCUUCAUCCUCAUCUUCAGCCACUACGUCAUCUACGAUAUCGACUACACCGUCUUCCUCCUCUACUUCGUCGUCGCUCCUCUCGCCCACGUUCCUGCCGUCGCUGGCCUCCGUCAUCGCCUCGUCUUCCUCUUCCUCGCGUCCCUCCUCGCCUCCCUCGUCGCCACGACCGCCCGCAGUCGAAUUCGCACUCGGAGCGCUCUCCGCUUCAUCCGGCACCCCCGCUUCUUCUACUUCUUCUUCAUCAUCGUCUUCCUCUACAACAUCAUCGUCGGGGUUGCUUCCGCCCAAAAAGCGCAAGCUCGAGCCUUCGGCCCGUUCCGCCUUUUCUCGAUGCACGCCCGCAACCACAACUGCAACCGCAGCCGCGUCAUCUUCUUCAUCAUCGUUGCCAUCAUCGUCGUCGUCCACGCUCGCCUUCCCCUUGGCGACGACGGCGGCGACCACUACCAUCUCCCCCGCUGGUCCGCAGCCAACGGCCGCCGUGGUUGUCCCGAUCGUUGCCACGCUCCCCGCAUCGGCCGUCGCCUUGACGCCGCAGCAGCAGCUGCCCGUCCCGACGCCCACGGCCAGCGCGACGAUGCCAGUCCUAGCGCAGCCGCAGCUGGCCCAGCAGAUGCUGGCCGCCAGCAAUUCGGUGCAGAUGCUGCUGGCGGCCGCCGCGGCCGGCAAUCCCUACGCCACGCAGCUGCUCUCGGCCAUGGUCGCGCCUACGCCGCUGCCGCCGGCGGGGACCGAGCUGGUUCAGGCCGGCGGCGGCCUGCCGUCGCUCCCCGCCGCGCUGGCCCUCUCGUCGCUUGCCACCACCGCCGGCGUGCCGCCCGUCUACGCCGCCGUCCAGUCGCAGUGGCAGCUGCAACAGCUCCUCCUCGCGCAGCAGCAGCCCAGCUCCACAUCGUCGGCUUCUUCAAUGACAUCAUCAUCUACAACAACCACAACAUCAACGCCGUCAAAGACGUCGUCGUCGUCGCCGUCAUCAACGACGUCGUCCACGUCGUCGGCAGAGCAGCAGCCGCCGGUGCCGUUCGUGUACUACUCGUCGCUCGAGGAGGAGAUACGAAUGGAGAACCUGCGCAAGCGAAAGGAAGAGGAGGAGCAGCGCAAGUUGCAGCAGCAGCGGCAGCAGCAGGAGGACCGGCAGCAGGCUCUGGACGACGGGGACGCGGACGGGCUGCAGCGACGGCUCAAGCGGAUCAAGAAGGACCACUCGCAGGUGGAGAUCCUCGAAGAGGCCUUCAAGAACAACCCGCUGCCCUCCAAGAAGAUGAAGGAGAAGCUCGCGCUCGAGGCCGGCCUCACGUCUCGCGCCGUCCAGGUGUGGUUCCAGAACCGAAGGGCCAAGGAGCGACGACAAGUGAAGGACUCUGGCGAGCCAGAGACCUCACCCGAUCCCUGGGGCGAUCUCUAG
Acanthamoeba castellanii str. Neff is the source of this 1758-nucleotide messenger RNA. Its product is annotated as homeobox domain containing protein. Gene Ontology annotation, biological process: regulation of transcription by RNA polymerase II. Lineage: Eukaryota; Discosea; Longamoebia; Acanthamoebidae. The transcript has 3 exons. Gene Ontology annotation, molecular function: DNA-binding transcription factor activity, RNA polymerase II-specific; RNA polymerase II transcription regulatory region sequence-specific DNA binding. Bases 1 to 1758 code for a protein of 585 amino acids. The record is from RefSeq and is a predicted model, not a curated record.